Molecule: messenger RNA, 4223 nt
Organism: Mustela erminea (ermine)
Lineage: Eukaryota; Metazoa; Chordata; Mammalia; Carnivora; Mustelidae
Gene: QRICH1
Product: glutamine rich 1
Exons: 10
Coding region: 1095-3434 (779 amino acids)
Source: RefSeq, a predicted model, not a curated record
AAUUCAAGUGAUCUGUAUAAAAUUUAAUGAAAAAUUAUAAAAUGAACCACUGGUUUACAACCUCUUGAAGUUUAACAAUGCCAGCACCCCUGCACCCUUCCUGGGUCCAUUCCUAGUCAUAGCUUCUCAACUGCUAGAGAUAAUUAUCAUUUUGACUUCUGUGACAAUCAUGUUCUUUUUCUUUUCACUUUUAUCACCUUCAUAUCCCUCAACAACAUAGUUUUGUUUGCUUUUGAGUUUUAUGUACAUGGAAUCAUACUGUAUUUUAUAUCUUCUUUAAGCAUUGCUAAAUUCAUCCCCAUUGUGUGUGACUGUAGUUCCUUCAUUCCAGUUUCUUUAUAGUAUUCAACUAUAUGACUGUACCAUAAUUUACUCAUCCCUUUUGUUAUUGCUUGACAUCUAGAUUCCUUCCAGUUUGGGGCUGUUACUAACAAUACUACUUUGAACAUUCUUGUAUAAUUACUUUUCUGUAUAUGUGUGUGAUGCACACCUGGGGAUAGAAUUCAACUUUACUAGUUGAUACAAAUGGUUGUGCCAGUUUACAGUUCAUCAGUCUUUGGUGGGAAUGUGAAUUUAAGUUCCUGGUUGAAAGUGUGUUGUCCAAAAAUAGAAAUAUGGCAAAAAUGCUCCUAAAUCAGGCAUUCCUCUGGUAAAGGUGUGGGGCAGAUAAAUGACCCAGUGGGAUAAUACUUAUCCCAAACCAUGUAUAGGUUUAGUAUCCUUAAGAAUAGAAGUGUAUCUCCCAAUUUGCUUCUUUGAAAUGAUUCUUAAUGUUAAUUAGGACAGAUGUGACUGCAGCUCCUUAAAAUAGAAGUUGAUUUCUUUUUUAAUGUGAAUGUGUUCUUCAAAUUAGACUUAAACAGAGCUGUAAGGAGCCAUCUACAAACAGUAGAUGUGAACUGUGAGAGGGGCCCAAUAACAUGACUGGGUAAACAGGAAGAGGCAGGACUCUGAGGCAGCUCAGAGUUUCUUCUCUUAGUCCAUUUUAUAUUCAAGACCUGCUUUGUGGAACUGCAUGGGAAACUGGGAAGAGGUAUCAGAAAUUUGAGGAGACCCAAGAUAGGAUGAUUCUGGAACCCUAAGGACUCUGCAAUAUGAAUAAUUCCCUGGAAAACACCAUUUCCUUUGAAGAGUACAUCCGAGUGAAGGCGCGGUCUGUCCCGCAACACAGGAUGAAGGAAUUUCUGGACUCACUAGCCUCUAAAGGGCCGGAAGCCCUUCAGGAGUUCCAGCAGACAGCUACCACUACCAUGGUGUACCAACAGGGUGGGAACUGCAUUUACACAGACAGCACCGAAGUGGCUGGGUCUUUGCUUGAACUUGCCUGUCCAGUCACCACCAGUGUUCAGCCACAAACCCAACAAGAACAGCAGAUUCAGGUUCAACAACCACAGCAGGUUCAGGUACAGGUGCAGGUACAACAGUCUCCGCAGCAGGUCUCGGCUCAGCAGCUCUCCCCGCAGCUCACGGUUCACCAGCCUGCUGAGCAGCCCAUCCAGGUCCAGGUGCAGAUCCAAGGCCAAGCACCACAGCCGGCAGCCCCUUCCAUCCAGACCCCGUCUCUGCAGAGCCCCAGCCCUUCGCAGCUGCAGGCGGCCCAGAUCCAGGUGCAGCACGUGCAGGCAGCCCAGCAGAUCCAGGCUGCAGAGAUUCCAGAGGAGCACAUCCCACAUCAGCAGAUCCAGGCUCAGCUAGUGGCUGGCCAGUCUCUUGCCGGGGGUCAGCAGAUCCAAAUCCAGACCGUGGGUGCCCUUUCCCCACCACCGUCUCAGCAGGGCUCACCCCGGGAAGGGGAACGGCGGGUUGGCACAGCCAGUGUCCUCCAGCCAGUGAAGAAGCGCAAAGUGGACAUGCCCAUCACUGUGUCCUAUGCCAUCUCAGGGCAACCGGUGGCUACCGUGCUGGCCAUUCCACAGGGCCAGCAGCAGAGUUAUGUGUCUUUGAGGCCAGACUUACUGACAGUAGACAGUGCCCACCUGUACAGUGCCACUGGGACCAUUACUAGCCCUACAGGAGAAACCUGGACCAUCCCUGUUUACUCUGCCCAGCCCCGUGGGGAUCCUCAGCAGCAGAGCAUUACCCACAUUGCCAUUCCCCAGGAAGCCUACAAUGCAGUUCACGUCAGUGGCUCACCCACGGCCCUGGCAGCUGUAAAGCUGGAGGAUGACAAGGAGAAGAUGGUGGGCACCACGUCUGUAGUGAAAAACUCCCAUGAAGAGGUAGUGCAGACCCUUGCAAACUCUCUCUUUCCAGCACAGUUCAUGAAUGGCAACAUCCACAUUCCAGUGGCUGUGCAGGCUGUGGCAGGCACCUACCAGAACACAGCUCAGACUGUCCAUAUAUGGGACCCUCAGCAGCAGCCACAACAGCAAACUCCCCAGGAACAGACGCCGCCACCGCCGCCGCCGCAGCAGCAGCAGCAACUCCAGGUUACUUGUUCAGCUCAGACUGUCCAGGUUGCUGAAGUUGAACCACAAUCACAGCCACAGCCUUCCCCAGAACUUCUGCUUCCAAAUUCUCUGAAGCCAGAAGAAGGGCUUGAAGUCUGGAAAAACUGGGCCCAGACAAAGAACGCUGAGCUAGAGAAGGAUGCUCAGAACAGACUGGCACCCAUUGGGAGGCGCCAACUCUUGAGAUUCCAGGAAGAUCUCAUCUCUUCUGCUGUGGCUGAGUUAAAUUAUGGGCUCUGUCUAAUGACACGGGAAGCUCGAAACGGAGAAGGUGAACCCUAUGAUCCAGAUGUGCUUUACUAUAUUUUCCUGUGUAUUCAAAAGUAUCUUUUUGAAAAUGGAAGGGUUGAUGACAUUUUCUCCGAUCUUUAUUAUGUUCGAUUCACGGAGUGGCUACAUGAAGUUCUGAAAGACGUUCAGCCCCGAGUCACUCCACUUGGCUAUGUCCUGCCCAGCCACGUGACUGAGGAGAUGCUGUGGGAGUGCAAGCAGCUCGGGGCUCACUCCCCUUCCACCCUGCUGACCACCCUCAUGUUCUUUAACACCAAAUACUUCCUGUUGAAGACAGUGGACCAGCACAUGAAGCUGGCCUUCUCCAAGGUUUUGCGACAGACAAAGAAGAACCCCUCUAAUCCUAAGGAUAAAAGCACGAGUAUUCGGUACCUGAAGGCUCUUGGGAUACACCAGACUGGCCAGAAAGUUACAGAUGACAUGUAUGCAGAACAGACGGAAAAUCCAGAGAAUCCACUGAGAUGUCCCAUCAAGCUCUAUGAUUUCUACCUCUUUAAAUGUCCCCAGAGUGUGAAAGGCCGGAAUGACACGUUUUAUCUGACGCCUGAGCCAGUGGUGGCCCCCAACAGCCCAAUCUGGUACUCGGUCCAGCCUAUCAGCAGAGAGCAAAUGGGACAGAUGCUGACUCGGAUCCUGGUGAUACGAGAAAUUCAGGAGGCCAUCGCAGUGGCCAACGCAAGCACCAUGCACUGAGAUCCCUAAGCCAUGGUGCAAGGGAGAUGAUCCAGGAAAAAAAAAAAUGGACAGACUUUCACACUAAAGAAGAGGCCUCCGUUUUUUUCUUUUUCUUUCUUUUUUUUUUUUUUUUUUUUUUAAAUUGGUGUAGUUAUGAAGCCUUUCAGACUGCUUCUGUUUAAAAUGUAAAAGGAAACUUUGCCUCCUGUGUGUCACCGUAAAUCUGCCGCAGCAGAUUCCUCAGCCCGUGGGGGCUCUGGGUUUCCUGAAAGCCACAUGUCCUAGAAAGUUGUUGGCUGGCUUUUUCUUUUUUGUCUGGGGCCUGGGGAAAGGGCUCGGACUGUUAGGAGAAAUGUGGCCCCUUCCCUUACUCCAGAAAGAUGGAAUUAGUGACGGACCCUCCAGGGAAUCUCCCCAGCUGGCUUCCACUCUGACUGGCGGACGUCGCUGACCACAGGGGAGCCAUGGUCUUUUCUUUCUUCAUGCUCAGACAUAAACUUAGCAUCUUAAUGGAAGGAAAAUGAGGGGAACUUCAAUUAUGAUUUAUUAAAGACAAUUUCUAUUACACCCUCCUUUCUGACAAGUGACAUUUUAGAUGUUAAAGUAAAAACUUUACCAUGCCUUUUUUUUUUUUUUUUUUUUUUUUUUUUUUUUUUGGCCUGACAUUGAGGCCUUAAACCUGAGGCUCCUGUGCCUGAUGGAAUUCUUGUAACAUACACUCGUGUAUCAUAUAAAGAUACCACUCUGUUUCUCUUAUGUAUUCUUAAUCCUAGUUGUUUAUUAAGAAUGACAAGCACGUCUUUUCAA